AUGCUGCACUCAUCCUGGUUGGCUGGUUGGCUGGCGACGUCACAGCAUUGAAAUUCGUCCAUCGCGACCGGGACCUUCGAAACAGCCCCUUCCAUCCUACCCGAGGUAUAAAGCGCUAGUUCAGUAAUUUUGCACUGCCUGGCCCUCUAUAUUCAUUUUUCUUCUGUUCUGUUAUCCCGUGACCUACCCAAAACACCCAUUUCGCGGCCGUUACAGACACAAACCCAACCAUGUCGUGGUGGGGAAAAGGCCCCGACAAGCCUCAAGCUUCGACCGACUCGCGGGAAACCAAACAAUCUCCCAACAGCAAGCCCGCGCCUCCCGUCCAGGCCUCGCAUCUGACCGAUGACCCCCGCCGCGAUGCCUCGAAAUUCGACCCCGACCACCUGCCGGACCGCAAGCAGCUCCCUAAAGGCAUGAAGCAAAUCAUGGACAGAUCCGACAAAGACGACAACUUCUUCGACGAGCUAGUUGACGGCUAUGUCCCCGACAGCACCGAGUCCAAUGUGCGGUACGCCGCCUACGCAAACCGCAUCCGGACCAUCAUGCAAUCGGCCCAUCGCUACGUAGCCUACACGUCCGACAUUGGAGAGUCGUUUCGUCCCGUAGCACACCCGUGGCUUGUACGAAGCGCUUACGGCGUCAGUUGGGCCUACAUCCUUGGUGACGUCAGCUACGAGGGGUACAAGGCGUACUGGCAGAACCAGCGGAAGCUGAACCCGCAGCUGCAGUUGACGGAGAAGCAGCAGAAGGCCACGGGGCUGACUAACUUCACGUCUCCGGCGAGCUCGGCGCAGACCACGCUGCCGGAGACUGUAAAGCCACUUGAAGACUGGCGGACGGUGAUGGUGCAGAGGGGUAUUUUUCAAAGUUUGGCGAGUAUGGGAUUGCCGGCUUUCACGAUCCACAGCGUGGUGAGAUAUUCUGGCCGAGCGAUGAAGGAUGUUAAGAACGUGAGACUGAGGACGUGGGGACCUAUUGGAUUGGGUCUCACUGUUGUCCCGUUCCUGCCGACGCUGUUCGAUGCACCAGUUGAGAAUGCGGUCGAGUGGGCGUUCCACAAGGGAUUUCAAUCAUAUGGAGGUCAGCAAUACGUAGGAGAUUUACCGAAGACGGGUAGAGAGGAGAAUCUGGCCAAGAAGCCAAAGGAUAAAGAAUUGUAGGAAACAGCCACUGCUCUGAUGAUUUCUGGUCUGGUAACGGCGUUCUGAGUACUUCCUACUCCUGCCCUAUUCCUGCGGUUUUGGUCGUUAACGUAAUAUGGGGAAACCUAAUCAGUCUAACUAUAGAUGUAUCACAGUGUAAAUAUGGGACACAGAUAAGACUCCGCUGAGCAAAUGAUAUAAAAAGGUAAACGCUCUAUAGC
Molecule: messenger RNA, 1366 nt
Organism: Pseudomassariella vexata
Lineage: Eukaryota; Fungi; Ascomycota; Sordariomycetes; Amphisphaeriales; Pseudomassariaceae
Product: mitochondrial 18 KDa protein-domain-containing protein
Exons: 1
Coding region: 231-1163 (310 amino acids)
Biological process (GO): mitochondrial fission
Cellular component (GO): mitochondrion
Source: RefSeq, a predicted model, not a curated record